Molecule: messenger RNA, 822 nt
Organism: Gastrolobium bilobum
Lineage: Eukaryota; Viridiplantae; Streptophyta; Magnoliopsida; Fabales; Fabaceae
Product: AT-hook motif nuclear-localized protein 23-like
Exons: 1
Coding region: 1-822 (273 amino acids)
Cellular component (GO): nucleus
Molecular function (GO): minor groove of adenine-thymine-rich DNA binding; DNA-binding transcription factor activity
Source: RefSeq, a predicted model, not a curated record
AUGGCUGGUUUGGAUUUAGGCACAGCUUCACGCUUUGUUCAAAAUCUCCACAGACCAGACUUCAACCAACAACAACAAGAAUCCCAAGAUGAUGCCAACCAACCAGACCCCUUUUCCACCGAAGAUGGACCCCACCAAGGAUUCGACCUCACCUCCGCCGGUCCCGGCGAUAUCGUUGGCCGUCGACCACGGGGACGCCCGCCGGGCUCCAAGAACAAACCGAAGCCGCCGGUCAUCAUAACGAGGGAGAGCGCAAACACGCUUCGGGCUCAUAUUCUCGAAGUUGGCAACGGCUGCGACGUGUUCGACUGCGUCUCCACCUACGCACGGCGGCGCCAGCGGGGGAUCUGUAUUCUGAGUGGGAGUGGCACCGUCACCAAUGUCAGCUUGAGGCAGCCAGCAUCAGCGGGAGCCAUCGUCACCCUACACGGAAGGUUCGAGAUAUUGUCACUCUCCGGAUCUUUCCUACCUCCUCCGGCUCCGCCAGGCGCGACGAGCCUCACCAUAUACCUUGCCGGAGGGCAAGGACAAGUGGUGGGUGGGAGUGUGGUCGGCGAGUUGACCGCAGCGGGACCCGUGACUGUAAUCGCAGCUUCGUUCACUAACGUGGCUUAUGAGAGGUUACCUUUGGAUGAGGAAGAACAACUUCAGAUACAACCGCCGUCAGGAGGUGGUCAGAGUUCCGGCGGAGGAGGCGGCGGUGGUUUGGGGAACAACCCAUUUCCUGACCCAUCGUCUGGACUUCCCUUCUUCAAUUUGCCGCUUCAGACUAUGCAGAAUGUUCAGUUACCAGUGGAUGGUUGGGCGGGAAAACCAUAUUGA